AUCACCAGAUGUCCACAGGGAAACAGGAGGGAAAACAGACCCAGGGAUCAUCGAUCUGGAGAAUCCACCCAGGAAUCGUAUUCUGUCCCAGUGGGAGACACAUCCUCAGAUCCACCGUCGGGCCCAACUCGGGAACCUCAAGGAGCAACGAGUGGAAGACUCAGGUCAGGGUUUGGCCAGUGACCCAAGCAGGGUCUGCAAGCUCAGUCAUCCAUUUCCUGCCCAUCCUGGUGGCAUAUUUUCACGAUUCUACUCUCACUCUCCCAUCUCUUCAUUUGUUCCAGGGCCCGAGGGUGCCGGAGGUGAGGGACACCAAGAGUCAACAACCGGAGAGCCCAGCGGGGCACCGCCCACUGCCCCAAAGGAAGAGACGUGUUCAGGGCCCGAGUGUGCCGGGGGUGAGGAACACAAAGAGUCAACAACCAGAGUGCCCAGAGGGGCACCGUCCACUGUCCCAAAGGAAGAGACGUGUUCAGCCCCCUGGAUGCUGACGGAUGAGGAGUGCGAGAGGUUGAUCAGCGAGGUACAAGUGCUGUUCAUCGGGGACCAGGACUUGGGAUCGCCCGAGGACAUGAAGGCCUAUCUCCAGGAGUUACGUAAGAUGCUGAGGAAGCAGCUCCCCUGCAAACAAGACAAGUCCUAGGAUUAACAGACCGGA
Molecule: messenger RNA, 658 nt
Organism: Leucoraja erinaceus (little skate)
Lineage: Eukaryota; Metazoa; Chordata; Chondrichthyes; Rajiformes; Rajidae
Exons: 6
Source: RefSeq, a predicted model, not a curated record